Molecule: messenger RNA, 1178 nt
Organism: Zalophus californianus (California sea lion)
Lineage: Eukaryota; Metazoa; Chordata; Mammalia; Carnivora; Otariidae
Gene: GAR1
Product: GAR1 ribonucleoprotein
Exons: 7
Coding region: 258-896 (212 amino acids)
Biological process (GO): snoRNA guided rRNA pseudouridine synthesis; ribosome biogenesis
Cellular component (GO): box H/ACA snoRNP complex
Molecular function (GO): box H/ACA snoRNA binding
Source: RefSeq, a predicted model, not a curated record
GACUGUCGUGAACUAGUGUUUGAAGUUAGUACUGCUGCUCUUCCAGCGCUGAAGGCUGUUUUGGAAAGGCGACAGCGCCCCGGGUUUUGCCGGUGACUGGCUUUUUUGUAAACCAGUCGGUCAAGUUUCUGGUCGUUCCCCCCGCCCUCACCGUGCGCGGGUACGGUGGCCGAGGAGGCUCGUGUACGGCGGAAGUACCGGGAGAGUGGGUGUGCGCAGCCGCGCCGGACGUGCACGUGGCGCCGGUAGAGUUAAGCAUGUCUUUUCGAGGCGGAGGUCGGGGGGGCUUUAAUCGAGGUGGCGGCUUCAGUCGCGGCGGCAGCAACAACCACUUCCGAGGUGGAGGCGGUAAUUUCAGAGGCGGCGGUGGCGGCAGAGGAGGAUUUGGACGAGGAGGUGGCCGCGGAGGCUUUAACAAAGGCCAGGACCAAGGACCGCCGGAUCAUGUAGUUUUAUUGGGAGAGUUCCUGCAUCCCUGUGAAGAUGACAUAGUUUGCAAAUGUACUACAGAUGAAAAUAAGGUGCCUUAUUUCAAUGCUCCAGUUUAUUUAGAGAACAAAGAACAAAUUGGUAAAGUGGAUGAAAUAUUUGGACAACUUAGAGAUUUUUAUUUUUCUGUUAAAUUGUCUGAAAAUAUGAAGGCAUCUUCCUUUAAAAAACUGCAGAAGUUUUAUAUAGACCCAUAUAAACUGUUACCACUGCAGAGGUUUUUACCUCGACCUCCAGGUGAGAAGGGACCUCCAAGAGGUGGUGGCAGGGGAGGUCGAGGAGGAGGAAGAGGAGGUGGAGGUGGCCGAGGUGGUAGAGGUGGUGGUUUUAGAGGUGGAAGAGGAGGUGGAGGUGGAGGCUUCAGAGGAGGAAGGGGUGGUGGUGGUUUCAGAGGGAGAGGACAUUAAGUGUAACAGUUGACAAACUUCCUGCAUGAUCUACUUCUAUGGAUAAGAAACUUGUUUCUUGAGCAAGUCUUGAAGAACUGGUCAUUUUCUGGCAGUGGGACUAAAAUGUCAACGCCAUGCAAAAAUGAGUGCAACAGAGUAGGCAAUUUUGCUCUAAAAGAGUAUGAACAAAUGUUUUAAUGUUUUGUACAAUGCUUGGAACUUUGUGGGUGCUUAAUAAAUGGGCAGUUUUCAUUUGAAGCAUACUUGGAAUUUUUAAAAUAAAAUGUUUUAUUUCUUUAA